AUGGCGAACAGCAGCGAGCUGGGGAGCAGCAGCCCGCACCUGCCCAGCGCCGGCGGCCUGCUGAGCGCCUCCGGGCUAAAGCUCGCCACGCUGGGGCUGAUCCUCUGCGUCAGCCUGGCCGGCAACGUGCUCUUCGCCUGGCUCAUCCUCAAGGACCGGCACCUGCACCGCGCGCCCUACUACCUGCUGCUGGACCUCUGCCUGGCCGACGGGCUCCGCUCGCUCGCCUGCUUCCCCUUCGUCAUGCUGUCGGUGCGCAGCGGGGCCGCCUGGCCCCACGGGCCCCUCAGCUGCAAGGUGCUGGCCUUCCUGGCCGUGCUCUUCUGCUUCCACGCCGCCUUCCUGCUCUUCUGCGUGGGGGUCACGCGCUACAUGGCCAUCGCCCACCACCGCUUCUACGCCAAGCGCAUGACGGGCUGGACCUGCCUGGCUGUGGUGUGCAUGGUGUGGACCCUCUCCAUGGCCAUGGCCUUUCCCCCCGUCUUUGACGUGGGUACCUACAAGUUCAUCCGGGAGGAGGAACAGUGCAUCUUCGAGCAUCGCUACGUCAAGGCCAACGACACGCUGGGCUUCAUGCUCAUGCUGGCGGCCGUCAUCGCCGCCACCCACCUGGUCUACAUCAAGCUGCUCUUCUUCAUCCACGGCCACCGCAAGAUGAAGCCGGCCCAGCUGGUACCGGCCAUCAGCCAGAACUGGACCUUCCACGGGCCGGGAGCCACCGGCCAAGCGGCUGCAAACUGGACGGCUGGCUUUGGCAGGGGGCCCACGCCACCCACCCUCGUGGGCAUAAGGCAGGCCACCCACAGCCAGAUCAAGCUGCUGGUGCUGGAGGAGUUUAAGAUGGAGAAAAGGCUCUGCAAGAUGUUCUACAUGAUCACCUUGCUCUUCCUGCUGCUCUGGUCCCCCUACAUUGUGGCCUGCUACCUGCGGGUCUUCAUUAAGGCCAGCUCCAUCCCCCAGGUGUACCUGACCACCUCCGUCUGGAUGACGUUUGCCCAGGCAGGGGUCAACCCGAUCCUCUGCUUCAUCUUCAACAAGGAGCUCAGGGUGUGUCUCCGAGCCCACUUCCCAUGCUGCCAAAGCAUCCAGAGCACCCAGGGCACCAUCCUUUGCGAUCUCAAGAGCUUUGGGAUGUAGGGGGGCUUUUCUCUUUCUAGAAAAGAAAGAUGGAUAUAAAUUUCCAUGUUUCUGCAUAUGAGCUCAAGAGAGUGUGACCUGUGGGGGACAUACUAAACCACCACCCAGCACCCAAACCUUAGGCUGUAAGAAGCUAUUUAUUUAUUUUUCUAUAUUUUGCGUAUGCUCUCUUCAGAACAUAACAGGUUGCUGUCUAUGGGACCAGGUACUUGAGCAGAACACCCCCAAACCUUAGGCAGUAAGAAGCUGUUUUUUUCUUUGUGAUUGUGUGGUUUUUAAAAACAAAACAGGGCUCCGAGUUUCUGGUCUUGCUUCUAACGUUUCUAAACAUGAUUCCAACAGAUAUGGAUUAAGGCCAUGACAUUUUUUUUUUGUUUCCCUAUUCCUGUCUGUUUUGAUAAAGGCUUAACAAUUUUACUCAUGUAAUAUUUGAUAAGGGCCAAGACAAUUUUAUACUAAAGUUAUUUUUGAUGACCUCAAGGGGUGUUGUUUUAUUAUUAUUUGAUUUUCAGUGAAGAACAUGAAGAGGACGUUCCUGAUGUGGUCAGAAGUCAGUUUUGGUGGGAGCUGUUGGGUUCAUUCAUUCUCAAAUGGUUUGAGUAUUUGAAGCCGUUAGUUAUAACUUUUGCUUGACAUGCAAACAGUGUAGAACUAAUUUCAAUUUUUCUUGUUGCACUAUUCAUUUGGUAAUAUUUCCGAACUAUUUGUGAAACGUGAUUUUAAAAUACCAACUUUAAAAAUAAGCAACUAUAGCAGUUUUUAAAACCUAGAUUGAAAUUCAUAUUUUACUGCCUUUAUAGGAAGUUAUCUACAAACCUGGGUAAUACUUGUACAUUUUGACUGUUUUCUUUAAUAAAAUAUUGAAAACCUU
Molecule: messenger RNA, 2008 nt
Organism: Catharus ustulatus (Swainson's thrush)
Lineage: Eukaryota; Metazoa; Chordata; Aves; Passeriformes; Turdidae
Gene: GPR27
Product: G protein-coupled receptor 27
Biological process (GO): G protein-coupled receptor signaling pathway
Cellular component (GO): plasma membrane
Molecular function (GO): G protein-coupled receptor activity
Source: RefSeq, a predicted model, not a curated record